Molecule: messenger RNA, 6930 nt
Organism: Wyeomyia smithii (pitcher-plant mosquito)
Lineage: Eukaryota; Metazoa; Arthropoda; Insecta; Diptera; Culicidae
Gene: Mctp
Product: multiple C2 and transmembrane domain-containing protein
Exons: 16
Coding region: 1484-4213 (909 amino acids)
Biological process (GO): regulation of neurotransmitter secretion
Cellular component (GO): synaptic vesicle membrane
Molecular function (GO): calcium ion binding
Source: RefSeq, a predicted model, not a curated record
CCACGCCGGAUGCGAGAGGUUUGCCGUUUGCCCGUCGGUAGUAUUUUAUUUUUUGGUAGUAAUUGCAAAAAAAAAAACAUGAAUAGUCGAGAAAAAAACGCAAUUCUAGCAAGGUGGUAAUGGUGGUGUAAUUAACUCGCGGUUUAGAUCGAAAGUGGGCUCUAUCAAAAGUGAUCGUUUUCGCGUUAGCUUAGAAAACAUUAGCUGUUACACCCUUCAGCGGGUGGAAAGUUUUGCACCUCAUCGGUUCUCGCUGUGGCUAAUCAGACAAACAGGAGACAAUAAGGAAUAUGGGAUGAUGGUGGUGCUCAGUGAAGCGGAAAGUCGAUGCAGUGUGCUUCUAAUGAUGAAAAGUGAAUGUGUCAUAUUAGAAUGAUAGACGUGUUCCGGCGCAUUUUUUGUGUGGGGUAAAAGUUUUGAGUGUACAGAGAAAAAAGCUCCGGCUUUUGAAUGUAGGAUAGCUACCAGAGCUGGCAGAGCAUGAAUGAAUGAAAAUUUCUACUUACUCACUAGUUGCAGUCUCGGGAGGAUCCUGAAGUGAAACGUUACGGGGGUGGGAAAGUGGGUGAAUAAAAAAAAAUUGGCUUCUUCAUUCUGAAAUGUCUCAACUUUCGCUCCAGUGAUGGUGGCCGUGCCGUUGGAUGGAAAGUGAUGCCGCUUGCGGUGCAGUAAAGAGUGUGUUUCCGAUCAAUACAAGAAAUCCUGGUGUGAGAAAAUCGUCCUGUCUGAGUCGGAAUCGCUGCGAGUGGGUACUCAUUAGUAAGCAGAAGAAAAGUGAAAAAAUCGGAAUAACAAAGCAGAAAUGGUGCAAUUCGCCAAAUACCCCUGUCAACGGUAAAAGAGUAACAUCCCACCAACUAGUUUCCGGAUCGACGACGGAACUCGCAAAACGGUAUUGAAACUGUGUUUCGAAGCACGGCAUGCCAAAACGGAAUGAUACAAGCCUGAAGAACAUUGCAAUUUAGCAUGAAAAUCACAGCACUUACCGGCAGCAGAAAGCAAGGUGUGCCUCCUGGUUGGGUUCCUACAUUAAGCGUGAUAAGCCCUAAUAACCAUCUCGUGUCAACCGGCCAAAACCCGCCCGACGAUGGUUGCAGCCCCUAUUUCAACCAUAGACAGGAACGCGGAAACGCUGCCCCUACCGUUUGGGGAGGGUACCACCGUUAAUGCCGAGGGUUGCUCCCCCCGGCAGCAGUGAGCAACAGAGUGGUUGUUGUUCUUUUUCAUUUUUCCAUCAACGCUCCACCGCUGCUGUUGCUUGCACCCGUCCCCGCAGGGGCAGUGUAAGCCUGACGUACCAGCAGACAAAGCGGCUUGCGUGUGUGAAAUCCGUUACGUGUAGCAAGCAGGUAGCUUCCGUCGACUUCCGUUCCGGCUCAUAAUACCUGUAGGUAUGGCAGACCUACCUACCGCAAUGACGCCAUCUACCGGCAGCAGUAGCAUAUUCCCCAUCUAUCUUUGUGCCUCAAUAUAAACCAUCCGUAUGUGCCGUACUGGCACCCUGCGCACAACCUCGCUUGCUUGGCUAUUACUUGUGGCCACACUGCCGGAACUUACUAACGCUGUAGAACGUUCUCGACUGAAUCUAGAAUCCAAGUGUUCAUCGCUGCGCAAACAUCUCAGCAAGUCGGCUUCGGAGCUCAGCUGUAACGAUUGUGGCGGAUCCGGCGAUUCAACGCAGUCAUCACCGCAGCGGGCUCGCAGUGCCGUCGCUGGUCCCACGAUUCCCGGAGUCAUCCAGCGGACCCAUGGUUUCUUCAACACUUUAAGGAAUCGCUGGUCCCGAGGUCGCAGUAAAGAACGGACACGGGGUGGAUCCACCGGUCAGGAUCUCGAACGACGCGACAGUCAAAGUGACUACGCGGCGGAUAACAGCUCCGAGCACAGCAGUUCUGCCACUCCGCAAACACAAUCACCCCGGCAUCGGGCACAAACGAUAGGAGAUUCACCGCUGGUGCGAUCGAACGAAAGGAAUGCUUCAAUGAGCUCGGAAGGAAACGCGCUGAAGCUCACGACCAAAGUAGAUAUUGAACCUAGUAUCAGCAGUAUAGCAGCUGUAGUAAGACCCAACGAUGUUCCCACCACGAGCGGAUACCAGGCCGCUGCGAGCUCCAGUACCAUCGGAGGCCCGGAAGAUGUGCAACGACGGCGCGAAACUCAGCUACGACAACAUUCCUUCUUCCAGCUGCGGAUACACCUCAUCAGUGGCCACAACCUGGUGGCCAUGGAUAAAAGCGGCACAAGUGAUCCGUACGUUAAGUUCAAGGUAGGCGGCAGGCUACUUUACAAAUCGAAAACCGUACACAAGGAAUUAAACCCGGUGUGGGACGAGACGUUCGUCGUACCCGUGGAGGACCCCUUUCAGCCAAUCAACAUUAAAGUCUUCGACUACGAUUGGGGUCUGCAGGAUGAUUUUAUGGGAGCGGCAAAGUUGCAGCUCACCUCACUUGAACUGAGCCGAGCGGAGGAAAUGCUCAUCAAGCUGGAGGAUGCUCAACGAGCGAACAAAGAUUUGGGAGAAAUCAAACUGAACGUCACGCUGUGGCCAAAAACCCAGGAAGAUAAGGAACAAUACUUUCAGCGAAAUCCAAAACUGGCAGACGCUUCCCGCCGACUGAAGUCGCAAAUCUGGAGCUCGGUCGUAACGAUCGUGCUGAUCGAAGCCAAAGGACUCCCACCGGACGCCGAGAACGGGCUUAACGAUGUUUACGUUCGAUUUAGAUUAGGCAACGAAAAAUACAAAAGCAAAAACUCCUACCGAGCCCGCUGGCUGGAGCAGUUCGAUCUGCACCUGUUCGACGACGAUCAAAUGCUGGAGCUGGUCGUGUGCGGGAAGUACAACACCUACGGCAAGUGUACGAUCGACCUGCGAAGUCUUCCCCGUGAACGAACGCACAUUACGUGGCAUCCGCUGGAGGAGUGCACCGGCGAGGUGCAGCUGAUGCUAACGAUAAGCGGUACGACGGCUUCCGAAACGAUUACCGAUCUGACCGCAUACCGGGAGGAUCCCGUGGAGAAAUCGGUCCUGCAGAAGCGAUACGUCUGGCACCGAUCCCUGCAGAACUUGCGUGACGUCGGUCACCUAACGGUCAAGGUGUUUGGGGCCACAGGUCUAGCGGCGGCAGAUAUCGGAGGCAAGUCAGAUCCAUUCGUAGUGCUAGAGCUAAUCAACGCUAGAUUGCAAACCCAAACCGAGUAUAAAACGUUAACACCCAAUUGGAACAAAAUCUUCACUUUUAAUGUAAAGGAUAUGUCCUCGGUGCUGGAGAUAACUGUCUUUGACGAGGAUCGGGACCACAAGGUGGAGUUCCUAGGGCGGGUGGUGAUCCCGCUGCUGCGGAUACGAAACGGCGAAAAGCGAUGGUACACCCUGAAGGACAAAAAGAUGUACACCCGCGCGAAGGGAACACAACCGCAGAUCCUGCUGGAGAUGACGGUAGUGUGGAACAGACUCCGGGCGGCGCUCCGCGUGCUGGAACCGAAGGAGGAAAAGCUCGUCCAGCAGGAGGCAAAGUUCAAACGUCAACUAUUUCUACGUAACGUAACUAGACUGAAAGCUGUUAUUAUGUAUUUUAUAGAAGUAGGACAAUUUGUUCAAAGUUGCUUCGAGUGGGAAUCCCCGGUGCGGUCCUUUAUCGCUUUAGUGCUGUGGAUUUGCGGAUGCAUUUGGUUCGAUAUUUCCACCAUCCCAGCGGCAGCCCUGCUGUACUUGCUGAAAAACUGGCUGAUACGAUGGCUAACGGGUUCGUCUUCGCCCUCUACAACCGACGAGUACGAUGUGGCCAGCGACGAUGAGGACGAGGAGGAUAAGGAAAAGGAGGAGAAGAAAACUAUCAAGGAAAGACUGCAAGCUAUACAAGAGGUUUCCCAAAGUGUGCAAAACACAAUCGGCUAUCUGGCUUCGCUGGGGGAAAGUGUGAAAAACACAUUUAACUUCUCUGUUCCCGAGUUGAGCUGGCUGACAGCUCUACUGCUGCUGGUUGUAUGCCUAGUGUUGCACUACAUUCCGAUGCGAGUGUUACUUCUGCUGUGGGGACUAGUCAAGUUCAGUCGGCGGCUCAUUCGGCCGCACAGUGUUCCUAAUAACGAAGUGCUAGACCUGUUAUCGAGAGUUCCGGACGAUGAGGAAAUUAUCAUGUGGAGAGAGUUGCCCCUGCACUCGACACCCGAUCUGGCCCGGCGGGAUCCUCGCAAGAAACACAAAACCUCGUAAUGCUACCAAACUACCCUAAGGCAAUACUUUAGGGAGCAACUUAGGAAGGUUCUGAAUAUCAACAAGAAGGACAAUUAAGCCAACGUACUUUUUGCCGAUCUUGGUAACCCUUAUACCGUUAAGCUCUCUAUUAUUUUCUCUCAUCAACUAGAGUUAGUGCUCCGAAAUAUUUUCCGUCAACCAUGAUUACUUCCAUGAAACUAGUAUACAUAAAUCGAAACAACAAUCGCAAACGCACUGAACGAAACCAAGAACGAACAAGGAAGCUUUUUUGUCACGAGACCGUUUUUUCUAGUCUAGAGACGUUAAACUAAUGCUGUUAUGUUUGUGCAAUUAUUUUAUAUGUGAUGAGCUGUAACCCAGCCGUAUUGAAUUCGCAUUUGGAACUCCAACUUAACAUGAUCAACUCCAAAUACAACCUUUAACAAUCCAGUUUAUCUAAACUUUUACAAAUCACAAAGAAACUUUAGAGUUAGCUAAAAUAUGAUUGUAAAAAAAACUACUAGUUCUAGCCAUUAACAAAAAAAUUGUUUAUUGAGUAAAACCAACGCUAAAACACCAGCCGAAUGGUGUGUCAAUUUUAAAUUUACGCUUUUCAAGUUUAACUCAUUGUUGUCCGUUUGAAACCAAUUUAACGUUCUACUAGUUAGCUCAUAAAGAAUCCAAUCAAAUCAAUCAAUCACUUGCUUUUGUUCAUUAAGUGUAUCGUAAUCCUACAAGCUAAGAAUCAAAUCACGGAAGCUUUAAUCACUCAGAACAAUUGACUUGUUUUCUCCAUACUGUACGGAAUCAUCGGGCAAAGUGUAGAGUAUCUAGAGCAAGUAUAUGUAGCAGACGAAUUAGUAAACAUAGGAAAAUUUACCCCCUGAUCCGUCCAAGCAUACAAAAAAUCUUCGUUUUGCACAUACUGCGCUAACUUAGCUGUACAUAGUCUUCUUCACUCGUAAGUUACUAAGCUGAAAAACGUUCGCAAUCAUUCAGUAUUUAUCUAUGUUUACAAUCAUUACAUAAAUGUAACAACAAAAUAUUUUUUAUACAUUUUUCCUAUUAAUCGUUAAUAAUUCACUCAGAACUAAGAACUAAGCAGCAAAGAAAGUAAUAGCGCAUUGUGAUUUAACUUACACACUGGCCCAGGUAUACACGCGCGAAACAGAGAGCGCGUAUAUAUUUUUCGAAUCGAAUAAGUCAGUCGUCGUGCUUGUCGUUAAGAGGAUAGUCAAAGAUACUUCUAACAUUCGCAGCAUUAACUACAGCACCACUACACUAUUAUAGGGCAGUCGCCUAAUUUUGCACCUUCCAAGAAAAGACUUAGGAGCCUCCUGCUAGUGUGGCACCAAGGCGCACUUACCUUGCAAUUUGCAUAGCAUCACUUAACGAGAGCGUAUUCAAAUCAAAAAGUUGGCCUAAACACCCGAAUGCUUUCGCGCGGAUUAGUAGCUAGGAGCGUAUUAAAUUUUGCUUAAUAGAAAGCAGGCAAAAAUUUCCCGUGAAUUGUGGGAACGUAAAGUUGAUUGGAAAACAGGUUGAUGGAGCACUGUUUUGGAUGUUUUCGGAAGUUUGUCAAUUUGUCAAGUUUUUUUUGUCAUUUAUCUAAAAUGAUACUUUUUUCUUCAUCAUAACUAUUUCUUUUAUAAGCUGUAUGAUCAACAAUGAAGUAAUUUGUGGCCAUUUCUCAAACAUUUGUUCGAAGGUUCUCGCAAACAUUGAAGCCUAACCUAUUCAAGAGAAUCAAGGCCCUCGGUAGCCAUUCGCGGGUCCCCUCGUGUGUCAGCCAAAACAUCCAUUCAGUUGUCUCCAGCCAUCAAUUACCAGCCGGUAGGCAAUUGACAUUGAUCGUAUCAGCUCAAAACAGCUAGAAGCACUAAGCGAAAUGGUAGUUAGGAUAGUCAGUCUAGAGCACAAUACCCAGCAGCGCACUUUUUUUUCCUUCGUCCCUCUGAAGCCCCCUUCAACCUUAACGACUGAACUUAACCGUUGAACGGCAACCGGAGAGCGUCAAAAGUCAAGAUUGCUUGUUCAAGAGUGAAACCCGUCACAGCCCCGCCGGCCGCACUAAUAAUGGGUCAAAAACGGUCAACUCAAAUGAAUUAUCUCUUUUACGUUUUAUACUUACCUGCCGAAGUUUCGCAAAACAAUCAAAUGCUUCCAAUCUUUUCAACGACGAACAUAAAUCAUUGCAUAGAAGAAAAAAACUGUACAAGCCAUGCUUAUACCGAACCACUCGACCAUCGCUCUUGUUCAUCGGCUUCCAAAUCGAUCUAAUAUCGUAACAUAAACAUAACCUCUAUCACCCCAUUCACUGUCUCUCUCUCUCUUUUCUUCUAUCUACCAACUAAACAAAAAGCGCGAUCAAUCGAACUCAUUUGCCCAGAGCAGUGAAAGUGACACUCUUACGUGCGGCCAACAGGGCCGUAAAACAAAAGUGAUCCAUUAAUAUAGUAAAAAAAAACUUAAAAUCACACUAACGUUGAAGAGUUCACAAAAUUCAAAUUAUUCAAUCACCGUUUAUUGCUAUCAUUCGACCGUUCGCCACCACUUCAGCAGAAACAUAUUUCGUCACACACACACAUUCUCACACAACCCCGCGAACGUUAUCGCAUCUGUACUGUUACCAUAUUGUAAUUACUAGUUGUAACCAGUCAACAGUCAUGAUUAUUACAUUUUACAUUUUUGGACUUUUCAAAAUAAAGACAACACCAUCAAACAAUCGAACAUAA